Messenger RNA from Maudiozyma saulgeensis, 1341 nucleotides. NCBI's taxonomy places the organism in Eukaryota, Fungi, Ascomycota, Saccharomycetes, Saccharomycetales, Saccharomycetaceae. The record is from the annotation of a GenBank genome assembly.
AUGUCACGUAAUCUCAUAAGAUCCUUCAAAACUUCAGCAAUGACUCUUUCACAUAACCCUAAGAUUGUCGCUAAUAAAUACUUCUCUCGUGAUACAGGUAAGGAUGUCUGGACUUUAACUAAUGAAUCAGCUGCUUUAGCUGCAACUAAUGCGCAAAAUAAAGGUAGAGAUAUGUUAAAUCUUGGUCAAGGUUUCUUUUCCUAUGCUCCUCCGGAAUUUGCCAUUAAUGAAGCCAAGAAUGCUCUGGAUAUUGCUUUAGUGAACCAGUAUUCUCCAACUAGGGGUCGUCAAUCUUUGAUUAAAUCUUUAAUUGAUUUCUAUAACCCUAUUUAUUCUACUGAAUUGAAACCUGAAAAUGUUUCUGUUUUCACCGGUGCUAAUGAAGCUAUCUUAAGUUGUCUUACAGGUUUAUUAAAUCAAGGUGAUGAAGUUAUUGUCUUUGAACCAUUCUUCGAUCAAUACAUUCCAAAUAUUGAGAUGUGCGGUGGUAAAGUUGUAUAUGUACCAAUUAAUCCACCAAAGGCUCUUAAUGAAAGAGUUACAAGGGGUACAGAAUGGGAAAUUGAUUGGAAUAUUCUUGAAAAAUCAAUAAAUGACAAAACAAAAGCUAUCAUUAUUAAUACUCCACAUAAUCCAAUUGGUAAAGUAUUUACUAAAGAAGAACUUUUGAAAUUAGGUGAAUUAUGUGUUAAGAAUAAUAUUGUUAUUAUCUCUGAUGAAGUUUAUGAACAUUUAUAUUUCACUGAAACUUUCACUAGAAUAGCCACUUUAUCUCCAGAGAUUGGUAAGUUGACUUUAACUGUUGGUUCUGCAGGUAAAUCAUUCGCCGCUACAGGUUGGAGAAUUGGUUGGACAGUUUCUUUAAAUGAAGAAUUAUUAGGUUAUGCCGCUAAAGCUCAUACUAGAAUAUGUUUUUCUUCUCCUUCACCACUUCAAGAAGCUGUCGCAAAUGGUUUAACAGAUGCUUCAAAGAUUAAUUAUUUCCCAAAUAUGAGACAACAAUAUAUUCGUAAAUAUGAAAUUUUUACAAAAGUAUUCGAUGAAUUAAGUUUGCCAUAUACCGCAGCUGAAGGUUCUUAUUUCAUCUUAGUUAAUUUUGCUAAAGUGAAAAUUCCAAAUGACUAUAAAUAUCCGGAAGAAUUGUUACAAAAGGGUAAAGAUUUCCGUAUUUCUUAUUGGUUGAUGAAUGAAUUAGGUGUUGUGGCUAUUCCACCAACUGAAUUUUAUAUUAAAGAACAUGAAAAGGCUGCUGAAAACCUAUUAAGAUUCGCUCUAUGUAAAGAUGAUGAAUACUUGGAGAGAUCAGUUGAAAGGUUAAGACUUCUAAAGAAUUAUUUGUAA